GGAUACAUAGACUUAGUUGAAAUGAUUCUUCACCUUGGAGCUGAUUCUGACGCGAGAGAUCAAUUAGGACGUACAGCUCUCAUAUGGGCAGCAGGAUCUGGAUGGAGGGAUACAGUAGAAGUGCUACUUGACAUUGGCAAAGCUGAUGUUAAUGCAGGUGAUUAUAGGGGGUGUACAGCUCUUAUGUAUGCAGCAGAAUUUGGAAGGAGGGAUACAGUAGAAGUGCUGCUUGACACUGGCAUCGCUAACAUCAAUCAUGGAGAUAACCAGGAAAGAACAGUUUUGAUAGAUGCGGUGACAGGCGAGGACGAGGAAAUAGUCAAGUUGCUGCUUAGUACUGGGAAGGUUGAAAUCUAUGUGGAGGGCCAGUGUUGGACAGCGUUAGAGCAGGCGAAAUGUUAUGGUCUGACGACCAUAGCCAACUUGUUAGAGUCAUAUAGUGCGUCUUCCCAGUAA
Molecule: messenger RNA, 456 nt
Organism: Bipolaris sorokiniana ND90Pr
Lineage: Eukaryota; Fungi; Ascomycota; Dothideomycetes; Pleosporales; Pleosporaceae
Exons: 1
Molecular function (GO): protein binding
Source: RefSeq, a predicted model, not a curated record